Molecule: messenger RNA, 966 nt
Organism: Zingiber officinale
Lineage: Eukaryota; Viridiplantae; Streptophyta; Magnoliopsida; Zingiberales; Zingiberaceae
Exons: 2
Coding region: 115-723 (202 amino acids)
Source: RefSeq, a predicted model, not a curated record
GCGAAUGGCUCCAUUAAAACAAGACCUUUCCUGAUGAAGACAGAAACGUUUGCCUUCCCUUGGUCACUUCCACCCUCCCCCAACUCUCCCUAAGAUUCCUUCCAUCUCUCCGCCAUGAUAAACCAAUUUAGUUUUGCAAAUCCAAGAGCUUCCUUCGACUACAGUGAUUACGAGCAGGGCGAGGCUGAGCAUAAGGAUGAUUCGAGCACUCCGUCGCCUCUCUUGUGGAAGAACAUGAACUUUCCGAUGACUCGAUCAGCCAGUAGCUCUCCGCGAGCUCAGGAGAUCGUCAGUUACAGGCAGGAGAUGAUGGAUUUGGUGAGAGGCAUGCCGGAGUCAGCUUAUGAGCUAUCACUGAGAGAUUUGGUGGAGACUCCAAGGAUAGUGAAGAAUGUGGAGGAAGCUGCAGAGACGAGGCAGGAAGGGGCCAAGAAUAAGGCAGAGAAGGCAACGGAUAGAAGCAAAGGAGGCUUGUUCCUCAAAACCUCUGUGCCAGUUUUAGAUGGAGGGAAGACGAAGAGCUCGAAGUCUAAUUCUUUUGCAAAGGUGUCUCCAAAGCCAGAAGCAGAGAAGGGGCUGCGUGAGUUGCAAGGCAGGGGAAGAAGCAGAAUCAAAAGCAGUUCUGAAACAAGUAGCAGUAGCAGGAAGAUGAGAGGCUGCUGCUGUGGCUUCUUAGCUACAAACAAGAGCAAGUCCAAGGAAACAUCAAAGGAAGUCAAUUAAUGAAUCCUCUGUUAGAUUCAGGAGGUUUGCUAAUAGUGUAGUUAUCUCAUCAAGGACACGAAUGGUUAGAUUCUGGAGAGCUUGAGAAGUUGGAAAAAUGGUUGUGAUGAGAUAUGUGAUGAAGUAAUCACAAGGAAUAUUGAGGGUUUCAGAAUUGCUUGCUGAAAAAAGAAAAAGGUCUUCAAGUUGCAUUGUAAUUUGCUGAACAUAAUAAAACUCAGUUUACUAAAUGGCACUGUAUGA